Molecule: messenger RNA, 580 nt
Organism: Musca vetustissima
Lineage: Eukaryota; Metazoa; Arthropoda; Insecta; Diptera; Muscidae
Exons: 4
Coding region: 21-566 (181 amino acids)
Source: RefSeq, a predicted model, not a curated record
UAAAUUCGAAAACAUUUUGAAUGGUGACUGUGCAAAGUUUAAAUCUACCCACACCACAACAAUCUCAAAACCUUAAGGACUUGCAACAUCAACUGUUGUUGCAGUUGAAUGACAAUUGCAUUGGAAUUCAAAAUAAAAGCGAUUCGAAUUAUCUAAAGAAGCAAGUGAUAUUAAAUAUUCUGGAAAUUUGCCAAGACUGUGCAAAAAUGGCAGCUUUACCUCAGGGAGCAUUUGUUGCAUGCAAAUUGCGUGAACAAUAUCGUGAUCGUGAUCUUAUAGUGUCACGCAUGAAAACCGGUGGCGAUAAGAACGAAUCAAAGUUCUAUAACGGUAAUAAAAAAUUGAUGGAAUAUAGCCCAGUCAAGUAUAACGAAAAGCUAAUGAAUUCUAUUUGGGGAUUCUACAAUCGUUAUUCACCCCACAAUAUUAAGAGUAAUGAAAUCGUUUCGCAUGAUCGUUAUUAUAAUCAGCAACAGCAAUCAUCUGCUGUUGCUAACCAGCUCAUUGCUCAUAAUAUAGCAAUGGCUGCUACCUCUUGCAUGGAGUGGAAUUUUAAAAAGAACUAAGCCGUUUAUUUUUU